UGAUGAAAUAAUGGGAAUACUUUUGGCAUUGAUUUCUUUAUUUGGGGUCUUUUUCACAGUCGUAAUCAUGCUGAUUUUCUACAUUUACAGAAACACACCUAUAGUUAGAGCCAACAACUCAGAGUUGAGCUUCCUGUUGCUCUUCUCAUUGACUCUGUGUUUCCUCUGUUCACUUACUUUCAUUGGUCGGCCCACUGAGUGGUCCUGUAUGUUGCGUCACACAGCAUUUGGGAUCACUUUUGUCCUCUGUAUCUCCUGUGUUUUGGGGAAAACAAUAGUUGUGUUAAUGGCCUUCAGGGCUACACUGCCAGGAAGUAAUGUCAUGAAAUGGUUUGGGCCCUUGCAGCAAAAACUCUGUGUUCUUAUUUUUGCACUUAUACAGGUGCUUAUAUGUGCAUUUUGGUUAAUAUUAUCUCCACCAUUUCCAUACAUGAAUAUGGAUCAUUAUCAGGAAAAGAUCAUUUUAGAAUGUAAUUUAGGUUCAGCUAUUGGUUUCUGGACUGUGCUGGGUUACAUUGGUCUCCUGGCUGUCCUUUGUUUUGUUUUAAGCUUUUCUGGCGGAAAACUGCCAGACAACUUCAAUGAAGCUAAAUUCAUCACAUUCAGUAUGCUUAUAUUCUGUGCUGUAUGGAUCACGUUUAUUCCAGCUUAUGUCAGUUCUCCUGGGAAAUUUAUUGUCGCUGUGGAGAUAUUUGCCAUUUUGGUCUCUAGCUUUGGUUUACUGUUCUGUAUUUUCCUGCCAAAAGGCUAUGUAAUUUUACUGAGACCUGAAAUGAACACUAAGAAGCAUGUUCUGACAAAGAUGUCAAAUGAUAUCCAUUAA
Molecule: messenger RNA, 823 nt
Organism: Cyprinus carpio (common carp)
Lineage: Eukaryota; Metazoa; Chordata; Actinopteri; Cypriniformes; Cyprinidae
Product: extracellular calcium-sensing receptor-like
Exons: 1
Coding region: 11-823 (270 amino acids)
Biological process (GO): G protein-coupled receptor signaling pathway
Cellular component (GO): membrane
Molecular function (GO): G protein-coupled receptor activity
Source: RefSeq, a predicted model, not a curated record